Lutra lutra (Eurasian river otter) is the source of this 2237-nucleotide messenger RNA. RefSeq names its product arylsulfatase F (gene ARSF). Bases 159 to 1913 code for a protein of 584 amino acids. The record is from RefSeq and is a predicted model, not a curated record. Lineage: Eukaryota; Metazoa; Chordata; Mammalia; Carnivora; Mustelidae. Gene Ontology annotation, molecular function: arylsulfatase activity. The transcript has 11 exons.
GACAUUUGGCUGAUGAGUCCAGGUGGCUGUGGAGCAGAAGCAAGAGGUGUUCCAGACAGCCUUCUGGUUUUGUCUUGGACGAAAGGUAGAUCAAAGCACAGCAGACAGCACGCUUUAUCUCUGGCCAAGGAGAAAAGGAAGGCUCCCAGCAGUGUGUGAUGAAAUUCAGGAGGUUCUUCAUCGCUCUGUCUUGGAUAUGUGUACUCUUAAAUCCAUGCUGGUCCCAAGAGGUGCAUGAUGAUAAGCCUAAUGUAGUCCUGAUUAUAGUGGAUGACCUUGGGAUUGGGGACCUGGGCUGCUUUGGCAAUGACACCAUGAGGACACCAAACAUCGACCGCUUAGCCAAGGAAGGCGUGCAGCUGAAUCACCACAUCUCUGCAGCCCCCAUGUGCACCCCAAGCCGGGCCGCCUUCCUCACGGGAAGAUACCCCAUCCGAUCAGGAAUGGUCUCUAACACACGGAAUCGUGUCAUCAUCACACUUGGAGCCCCUGCUGGACUCCCUCGUAACGAGACGACGUUUGCAGCAUUACUGAAGAAGCAAGGGUAUAGCACGGCAAUAAUAGGCAAAUGGCAUCAAGGCUUAAACUGCCAAUCCCGACAUGACCAGUGCCAUCAUCCAAAUCAUUAUGGCUUUGAUUACUUCUAUGGCAUGGCGUUCACUCUCACUGACCCCUGCUGGCCAGAUCCCUCUCGUGACACAGAAUUAGCCAUCGAAAGCAAAAUCUGGUUUUGUGUGCAGCUGGUCGGCAUUGCUGCACUCACUCUUAUCUUGGCAAAACUGUGUCACUUGAUCUCUCUUCCCUGGUUCUUCAUCCUCUCUAUGAUUCUUUUUAUUUUUCUGCUGGGCUACUUUUGGUUCUCCAGUUACUCGUCUCCUCUGUACUGGGAUUGCCUCCUCCUACGACAGCACGACAUCACCGAGCAGCCCAUGAAGGCAGAGCGAGCUGGUUCCAUCAUGGUGAAGGAGGCAAUUUCAUUUAUGGAAAGGAACCGUGAAGGACCUUUCCUCCUUGUUUUCUCUUUUCUGCAUGUGCACGUGCCUCUCCCCACAACGACCGAGUUCAUCGGCACCAGCCAGCACGGCUUAUAUGGGGACAAUGUACAGGAGAUGGACUCCAUGGUGGGCAAGAUUCUCGAUGCCAUCGACUUUUUUGGUCUGAAGAAUCACACCCUUGUCUACUUUACAUCAGACCAUGGGGGACACUUGGAGGCACGGGUGGGCCAUUCCCAACGUGGAGGGUGGAACGGAAUAUACAAAGGUGGGAAAGGCAUGGGCGGCUGGGAAGGUGGAAUCCGUGUUCCGGGACUUAUCCGCUGGCCGGGAAGACUGCCAGCUGGGAAAGUGAUCGAGGAACCUACAAGUUUAAUGGACAUGCUCCCCACCCUAGCGGCCGUGUCAGGAGGCAUGGUCCCUCAGGACAGGGUGAUUGAUGGCCGGAACCUCAUGCCCUUGCUUCAGGGUGAAGUGCAACGCUCGGCACAUGAGUUCCUGUUCCACUACUGUGGAGCGUUCCUACAUGCUGUGCGCUGGCACCCCAAGGAUAGUGAGGCAGUGUGGAAGGUUCAUUACGUGACACCCGUGUUUCAGCCACCAGGAGCUCAGGCCUGCUAUGAGACCAUCUUUUGCCAAUGCUCAGGCAACCUGGUCACCUACCACAACCCUCCUCUGCUCUUCGACAUCACCAGGGACCCCUCCGAGUCCACACCUCUGACCCGGGACACGGAGCCCUUGUUUGAUGUAGUGAUCCGAACGGUGGCCAACGCCGUGAAGGAACACCAGAAAAGCAUUAUUCCCGUCCAGCAGCAGUUGUCCGAAUUGAAUUAUAACAACCCGUGGCUGAAGCCUUGCUGUGGUGUGUUUCCCUUCUGUCUGUGUGACACAGAGCAGAACAUCUCAGUUGUGGGACCAUAAGGAGAAACAACGAUUGAGAUCAGGCAGCCCACAUGAGCAGAUGUCGACAUCUGUGAAAUUUCAAGGAAGGAGUUGGAGAGCCAAUGGGUUUCUUUACAGCUCCAGAUCACUAUGUGCCCAUUGGUUGUGACACUGUCUGUUAACUUCUUUUUCUUUUCUGCUCUUGGUGAGACGUGUGUGUCUAAACCUGUCUUCUGGGGUUAGGAGACAAGCAUUCACAUGGGCUCUGUUGCUCUCCAAAGCAAACUCUCCAUGUCAGGUUGUCUGUGCAUCUAACUCAUUGAUUGGGAAAGUGAAAAGGCCAACCAUUAAAGCAUAAUGAUU